GACAAGAGACAGGUAGGGAGGUAGAAAAUGGAGGUAAGAGCCGCCGGCUCAGGGAAACUCUGAUUGCUGAUUGAGUCUCCCAAGUGGAAGAUAUUUGAUGAUAGCUCUGAAUCAAAGAAAGACCUCUGUCCAGAGCACUGGUCCAUUCACCAAAUAUUUGACUUAUGGUCACCUUGCUUCCUAGCAGUAAUUGUAUUCAGAGAGGAAUAAAUCAAAAAAAAAAAAAAAAAAAAAAAGGAAAAGGAAAGAAGGAAGAAAGGAAGGGAGAGACUCACAAGAUGAAAUCCUGUCAAAAAAUUGAAGGAAAACCAGAAAAUGAGAGUGAACCAAAGCUUGAGGAAGAGCCAAAGCCUGAGGAAAAGCCAGAGGUGGAAGAAGAGCCAGAGGAGGAGGAAAAAACGGAAGGAACUUUUAGAGAAAGACUGAUUCAGUCUCUGCAGGAAUUUAAAGAAGAUAUACACAACAGGCAUUUAAGCAAGGAAGAUAUGUUUAGAGAAGUGAGUGAAAUAGAGGAGAUAAGGAGAGUAAGAAACAAACUUAUAGUGAUGCGUUGGAAGGUUAACCGAAACCAUCCUUAUCCCUAUUUAAUGUAGUUUGCCUUGAUUUUAUUUUUUUCUGAUAUUAACAUUGCCAUUUAGCUUUCCUUUGAUUUGCAUUUUCUUGAUAUACCUUUUUCCAUCUUUCUACUUUUAAUUUGUUGCUAUUAGUGAUUUUAGAUGCAUUUCUUGUUAAUCUGCAUCUCAUUUUUAUCAUAUUUUGAACAAUACAAAAAGUCUCUGCCUUUUAAUAGGAGAGGUUUACUCAUUUGUACAAAAAGAGGUUCCUGACAGGAUAUAAAAUGAAAAAAAAAGUUACUAAGUAAUAUGUGAAUAUCAUAUUUUUGAAAGAAAGAAUACAUUUGUAUAUUACCUAUAUGCGCAGAAAAACGUGUGAAGGAUGAAAGACAAAAAGUAUAAUCAUUUGUAGGAUUAUGAGUAAUUUUUUACUCUGCUUAUUUGUAUUUUUUCUUAUUCCUAGAAUGUACACACAUUAUUGUUAAAAUAAUAAAAGUUUUAUAACAAAAAAGAAAUAACUAACAGUAUUUAAUUUAUUUCUAAACGCACUGGGGCACUUAAUAUUUGUUGAGAGAAUUUUAGAAGCAAAUGUGAAUUGCAAAUUACCACCAGAACACUUAGCUAGAAGAAUAAAUUUAUAUUUUUUCUCAUCUGUAAAAUAGAGACUCUGAUCUCUAAGGGAUAUAUGAGGACCAAAUAAGGUAAUCACUGUGAGCUCUAUUUUAGCAGGUUUUUCCCCCCCAUCAGCCCAUGCAGGAUCCCAAUUCCCAAGGGAUUUGUAUCAGCUAUUUGGGAUGAUAGAGAAAGUAGUUCUCACCUGUACUUAAGAAUAAAUCCAGGCAACUGUUAGGUGAGUGCCACCUUUAUGUUCCUUUCCUUCUGUGCCUGCCCAACCUCCCUUUAUUAUCCCUUUGAUAUUGUCAUGUAUAUUCGAUAGUUCUGCCCCUUCAUCCAGGCCCCUGCCUAUGGGCUGAUAAUGUUCUGGAAUUCUCAAAUAGUGAAGCCUAACAUAUUUCUUUGGAACACCCAGUGGGCUGAAUCCUCAGACCCACAGAAGGGGGGAGAAUGUCCAUUUCUUAAAUUUACAUAGUUAUGCAGGGCAACUUGGGCCAUAUCUUAUAGGUAUCUUGACAGUUAAGACUCCGACACAAUGCAUCAAUUUGGGGAUUGGACCAGAAGACAAGUGUGAGUAACAGAUGUUAUGCUUUAAUCAGAAUUGCUUCUCUUUGAGUCUAAAGAUUAUGGUUUUAUCUUCUGACUAUUU
Molecule: messenger RNA, 1818 nt
Organism: Leopardus geoffroyi (Geoffroy's cat)
Lineage: Eukaryota; Metazoa; Chordata; Mammalia; Carnivora; Felidae
Gene: TCEAL9
Product: transcription elongation factor A like 9
Exons: 1
Coding region: 165-593 (142 amino acids)
Source: RefSeq, a predicted model, not a curated record